Acanthochromis polyacanthus (spiny chromis) is the source of this 1725-nucleotide messenger RNA. It is a transcript of the gene pdcd2l, whose product is annotated as programmed cell death 2-like. NCBI's taxonomy places the organism in Eukaryota, Metazoa, Chordata, Actinopteri, Pomacentridae. Gene Ontology annotation, cellular component: cytoplasm. The record is from RefSeq and is a predicted model, not a curated record. Bases 66 to 1181 code for a protein of 371 amino acids. The transcript has 2 exons.
UGUUUCCAGCCGGGCUUGUUUUUGUGAGGGACCUCAGGCUCCUACUCCAAUCUAGCACACGUGUGAUGGCCGCAGCCAUAGCGGCUCAGGAGUCCACUCUGCUCGGUCUGUGUGAUGGAGAAGUUGACUCUAGAAGACAUCAGUCCUCCUAUCAGACUAACAAAGUCGGGGGUUCUCCGGACUGGUUGCCGGUCAUCUCCCGGCAGUUUCUCCGCUGUGGUCGCUGCGGUGCUCCGUUAGCCCUUGUGGUGCAGGUGUACUGCCCGCUGGAGGACUCCCCUUACCACAGAAACCUCCACCUGUUCGCGUGUACAGAUGCUGAAUGCAGCGGCCGCUCGGACUGCUGGGUGGUGCUCCGCACCCAGGCUCUGGAGAAGGAGGUGGCGGCGGUGCAGACUUCCAGCCGGCCUGCCGCGGCUCAGGAGGCCGCUCUGUCGGCCACGGAUUGGUGUGACACCGCCGAUGACUGGGGGGUGGAGGUGGAGGUGGAGGAAGGUGACGAUGGUUGGGGGGGAGAUAUGCAGAAGGAGAUCCAGGUUCAGGAGGAGGCAGCAGUUCCUGAGACAGAAGUAGGGGCAGUCAGUGAGAUGGACGUCAGCAGUGGACUUCAGGGCCUCAGUCUGAGGGAAUCGCCAGAGGACGUUGCUGUCUUCCGUCCCUUCUUCAUCAGUGUGGUGGACGAGUCAGAUCUUUGUGGGGAGGAGGACGGCCUGGAGCACGCUCAGCAGCUACUGAGAGAGUACGAGAGGAGAGAGGGAGUGGCGGUUGGAGAGCUGGAGGAGAGUGGGCUCAGCCGCGAGGAGAAGUAUGAGAAGACCAGAGCCAGACACGGAGAUGCCGUCUUCUCCAGGUUCAUGAAGAAAAUCUCCCUGUGUCCACAGCAGAUCAUGAGCUAUUGCCGUGGCGGGAAGCCGCUUUUCAUCUCUGAGCCGCCAUCCAAUAUGGCUCAGCUGGUUUCAGCAUGCAGCUCCUGUGGAGGGCCCAGGACCUUUGAGCUGCAGCUGAUGCCUGCACUGGUGAGCCUGUUGCAGAGAAAGGACAGCAGUGUAGAGGCAGAGCUGGAGUUUGGGACGGUGCUGGUUUACACCUGCACAAACAGCUGCUGGACACCCGGAUCAGAGACACCCGUGAAGGAGUUCUGCUUUGUUCAAACAGACCCGGACCAGCAGCUCUUUAAAUGACUGAAAAGGUCAAUAAGUCUGAUCCUCACAUCAAAACAUCCCAGUUAAAGAGGACAGACACCAUCAUUCAAAAGUUUGAGGUCACUUAGAAAUGUCCUGAAAAGCAUUUUUUUCAAUGAAGAUAACAUUAAAUGAAUCAGAAAUCCAGUCUCGACAUUGUUAAUAUGGUAAAUGGCUAUUCUAGCUGGAAACGGCUGAUUUUUAAUCUAAAAAUAAUAAUAUAUAUAUAAUAGAAAUUUUUAAUAUCUACAUAGGGAUGCAGAGGCCAGAGGGAAAAUUUUAAAAUUCUACACCAUGAAGCUUAAAAUCCAAGGGGAGUAACAAUUUGAAAAAUACAUGUUAGAGUGCAGCUGAACCAAUUUGAUCACUUUUGAGGUCUUCAUUUUACCCCAGAAUCAGUGUAAGCUUUACACAGGAGUAGUGUAAGGCAUUUGGAUCCCAUGGAUUAGAUGGACUGAUUCUUUAGAGGGAUUUGGAUGCUGAGAAGUAGAGGUUAGUGAUCAUAGUGCUCAGUGAAUAAAGCUCAACCAGCUUAAUGACUUUA